Messenger RNA from Acanthosepion pharaonis, 2517 nucleotides. NCBI's taxonomy places the organism in Eukaryota, Metazoa, Mollusca, Cephalopoda, Sepiida, Sepiidae. The record is from the annotation of a GenBank genome assembly.
AUGAUUUCAGACUUCUUUAAAGUGGAUGAAAGUAAUUUACCCCCCAAACUCCUGUUCAUUGUUGGUUGGAAUGAAUUGGAAAAAAAAAUUGCUGUGACCUGCCGUCAGCACAAUCGAGUUGUGAGUGAUGUGGCUGAGAGUGGCAAUCGUACGGGCCUGUUCACCUUCAGUGAAAUUCGAGCUGUGCAUGAGCUUCUUUGUCUUGUACAUGAGUCUCUCUCGCCAUAUCUGCCUGAUUUACCCGUGGAACCACGUGGCCUCUGGACAUUUAUUAGCCCAAUGACCACACCAGAAAAUAUUGAUUCUAUCUGCCAGCAACUUGAAAUCUAUUUUCAAAACAUGCUUGACAUUUGCAAUGAGAAGUUGCUCAUGUCAACCCUGUUUGAAGAAUUCACAGCAGAGGACUAUUUUGAAAAUUUCUCCGAGAUCCACCGACGGAGCUAUGAAGAAUCCGUCCAACUAGCUGAAGAGCAAUUUGAGAAUAUUCUCUUCUAUCGUAAGAAUGCAGUGACAAUGUGUGACAGGGAGGAUGCUUACAACUUGGAAGAUAUUGCAAUGGUUAAGCUUAAUGUAAGUUUUGCAAGUCUUUAUAACUUCCAGAUGCAACCUUUUCUGGAUAUGCGGGAAUUAGCUUUUUCCAAACUGCGUGAAGCCCGUAAGAAACUUCAAGACCCUGAUGUUGGUGAGCGUAUAAAAGCAGAGAAUCGUAAAAUUUUCACAGAUUGGCAGGGUCAUUAUGAAAGGGCCCUUGAUAAUUUACAGGAACUUUAUAUCAAAUAUUAUGAAAUGACAUGCUCUUACUUGCAAGCUAUGCUUGACAGAAUGAAAGAAGACCAGAAAUCUUUUGGGAAAAAUGCUUUUGAUCUUCUUGGUAAAGAGAGAAUGCGAAGGAUUCGCAUUGAUCUAUGCAAUGAACGCUUACAACUUCUGCACAAUGUACGCAAAAAAUAUUUACAAGAGAGAGACAAAGUAAAAAAAGAGAUUGCAUCUGUAAAAGAACAUCCUGAUGCUAAAAAAGAACUUGAAUGGCUAGAAAAGAAAGUUUUCAAUUGGACGCUGAAAAUCUAUGACAUUCUAGUCAAGAUUCUCAGUGAGGAAGAAACUCUUAUUAAAACUCACAUUGAUGUCAUUUUGCAAAAAGCCCAAGAUGAAGAGGAAGGUGGAAUUUUCUAUGAUGCCUUUGAAGAUACAGAGAGCAUGCAAGAUUAUCAGGAACCUGAAGUGCUCUCUACUUCGGCAGACCCUAAACUUAUCCAGUACAAAGACAGGCUCAAUAAGAUACACCAAAAAAAAGCCAAUUUACGAAAUAAAAAAGUUUCGCUUGAAAAACAACACAACAUCAAGCAAGAAGAGAAAUCCAAACUUGAGAAUCACUAUCUUCAGCAUCACUCUAUACAAAUGAAACGUCUACAGCAUAAGGAAGAAGUUGAUUCCAAGCAAGAAUUCAUCCAAGAAGAACGCAGGAAAGCAAUAAAACGUCUCCAAGACUACAAACUGAAAUACCCGACCCCAGCAACUAUCAAGCCUACCAGGUAUCAGCCUCCAUCAGUGAAGAAGAAAGACAGCCUCUCCAGUCUCCCUACAUCACCAACUUCAGAGAAAAGCCACCAAAAAUCAGUUUCCCCAAGGAAGCUCGGGACUAUCCCUUUAUCUCCAAACUCUUCUUUGGUACUGCCAAGAUCCCAAAAAUCUGUAUGUUCCCCUGAGAAACCUUGGAAACGACAUGGAAAGAGAAAACAGCAAAUGGAUGACUUGGGCAUCCAAAUUUUUGAGAGUGAGUCUGCUGUACAAAGUGAGAAGGGAGCCUGUGCUGAACCUGAGGCUGAGGCAGUUGGUGAGGUUAAACCUUGCAAACAGAAUGAAUCCAGUGGGGAGAUACCAAUCCAGGGUUCUACAGUGGAAACCUCAACUUCAUCAAGCCCUUCAACUUCACCCAUUGAAUUUAUCUGUGAUGUGACCAUGCCCUCAUGUGAAUUUCCUUCUGCUACAAAGUCAGUCCCUCCAACCCAUCCACCUCCUCUCAGUAGACUUCCCCCACUGCCUCCCCCACCACCCCCACCUCCCCCACCACCACCACCACCACCACCACCAAUACCACCAGUGUUGCUACAACCUUCAAACAAAGAUAUAAAACAACAGAAUCUAUUUAUUAAGAAAAAUGUGAGCACUCCCUCUAAAGACUUGAACAAACACUCUACAGGAGAGCAGAAAGUCCUACUGAACCUUGAGAGUAUUUUGAGUGGAAAGGAAAGACUAAAACCACCCAGUCAGAAGCCAAGACCAAUGAUAUUAAAGCAAGAUCCCAUGGAUGAUAUUCUGGACAUGAUCAGAAAAGGAGUGAAGCUGAAAUCUGCAUCACAGCGUGACUCCAGCCAUGAGAGAAGUUCUCCAUCACCUGUUCCCAGUGACUCUCACCUGAAACUGCUUCAGGAAAGCCUAAACAGAAUUAACAGACUCACCCGAGACAGUUCACCAGAGUCCGACAAUAGUGAUUUUGAAGAUUUUGAAGACUUCUGA